Candidozyma haemuli is the source of this 1068-nucleotide messenger RNA. RefSeq names its product putative serine/threonine protein kinase. NCBI's taxonomy places the organism in Eukaryota, Fungi, Ascomycota, Pichiomycetes, Serinales, Metschnikowiaceae. Gene Ontology annotation, cellular component: cytoplasm; Golgi apparatus. The transcript has a single exon. The record is from RefSeq and is a predicted model, not a curated record. Gene Ontology annotation, biological process: regulation of vacuole fusion, non-autophagic; protein phosphorylation; vacuolar protein processing. Gene Ontology annotation, molecular function: protein serine/threonine kinase activity; ATP binding. The coding region runs from base 1 to 1068 and encodes 355 amino acids.
AUGGAUCUCCUAUUUUCGGUACUCACAAAGUGUUUACCUUGUUUUCCGGACCUCUCCAGUCCCUCGCUAACAGUCAAUGGAACAAAGUACAGGAUUCUUCGUCUUCUAGGCGAAGGUGGCUUCUCCUACGUUUACCUAGUAUCCCAGAAGAACAACUCCAACAAUCUAUACGCCAUGAAAAAGAUAAGAUGUCCAUAUGGGGCUAAUGAUGCUACCUUCGCCAAUGCGUGGAGAGAAGUUCGAAGCUACCACCGGUUUGCCGAAAGCAAGACACCAUAUAUCAUCCAUACAAUUGACGAGAGUGUUGUGAAUGAAAGUGACGGCUCCAGAACGUUUUACAUCCUUCUUCCCUAUUUUGAGAGAUCUCUUCAGGAUGUCAUAAACUUCAAUGUUCUCAAUAGCGUAUCGAUGGAGGAGGAAGAGGUGUUGAAGAUAUUUAUCGGCGUGCUCAGAGGGGUUCAGGCAAUGCACAAGUACCAGAGAAGAGGUUCUGGCGCUGGUCCUGAAACAGACGAGGAUGAGAACGAUAUGAUGCUUCCUGAUGGCGAUGAUGACAGUUUACACGAAGCCACCGAACUACUGGAGCUUUGUCCUUAUGCUCAUAGAGACAUUAAGCCUGCCAACGUCAUGCUUUCUGCUGAGGGCUUGCCUGUUCUUGUGGACUUGGGAUCAUGUGCUAAAGCUCGGGUGAACGUUACUUCCCGCCAACAGGCAUUGACCUUGACAGAAUUCGCCCAGGAACACUGUACGCUUCCAUACAGAGCACCGGAGCUUUUGGAUGUUGCCAGCAACGCCAAUAUUACAGAACUGACAGAUAUCUGGUCUCUUGGAUGCCUUUUGUACAGUUGUUGUUUUGGCUUCUCGCCAUUCGAGAAACUCGAAAUUGAGCAAGGCGCCAAUUUGAAUUUGGCGAUUUCGCAAGCCAAAUACGAGAUCCCCAAUGAUCUCCGAGGAUUCUCCCCAGAACUCAUGGAUAUAAUUACAUCUUGCCUUGUGUUGGACCCUACGCAACGUCCAACCGUCGAUGAGCUUUUAGAAUCAUGCUUGACGUUGCUUCACAGAAUAUGA